AUGGAGCACAAGGAGACCGGCUGCCAGUCUCGUGAGGGCCCCAUCCUUUGCGUCAAUAACUGCGGCUUCUUCGGCAGUGCGGCGACCAUGAACAUGUGCUCCAAGUGCCACAAGGAGAUGGCGAUGAAGCAGGAGCAGGCCAAGCUGGCCGCCUCCUCUUUUGACAGCAUCGUCAACGGUGGUGAUGCCGCGAAAGAACAUCUUGCUGCUGGCAACACGGCGGUGGCAGUUGCUCACGUAGAGGCGAAGAUGCUUAUUACCGCACAGCCUGCUGAUAUCGCCGGUCCCAGUGAGGCGGCGAUGGAGAACCCCAAAGGCCCAAGCCGGUGCAGCACCUGCAGAAAGAGGGUCGGGCUGACCGGAUUCAACUGCCGGUGCGGGAACCUCUACUGCGCGACUCACCGUUACUCGGACAAGCAUGAGUGCAAGUUUGACUACCGCGCCGCGGCCAUGGACGCCAUCGCCAAGGCCAACCCGGUGGUGAAGGCGGAGAAGCUCGACAAGAUCUAG
Messenger RNA from Triticum turgidum subsp. durum (durum wheat), 510 nucleotides. The record is from the annotation of a GenBank genome assembly. NCBI's taxonomy places the organism in Eukaryota, Viridiplantae, Streptophyta, Magnoliopsida, Poales, Poaceae.